Molecule: messenger RNA, 3006 nt
Organism: Postia placenta MAD-698-R-SB12
Lineage: Eukaryota; Fungi; Basidiomycota; Agaricomycetes; Polyporales; Adustoporiaceae
Exons: 24
Coding region: 1-3006 (1001 amino acids)
Biological process (GO): double-strand break repair; transmembrane transport
Cellular component (GO): fungal-type vacuole; membrane
Molecular function (GO): ATP hydrolysis activity; ABC-type peptide transporter activity; ATP binding
Source: RefSeq, a predicted model, not a curated record
AUGACACCCCUCCGGUAUGCGCCGCUUGAUCCUCAAGAGCCUAUGCCCCCGCACCCGACUCAGCACGCGUCGAUCCUGUCUCUCAUCCUCUACGCAUGGCUUGACAGGACAGUGCUCAGGGCUUGCAGUGUGACCCAUCUCGGGCUCGAUGACUUGCCUCCCUUGGCCGACGAUGACCACACAAAAAACUUAGUGAAGCGAGCGUUCCCCACUGUUGCAUAUCUAGCAAGUCCGUUUGCUGUGAAUAAGCUUCUAAGCUAUCUAGAGAACGACGGCGACCACCUCAUUGUUCGUCCCUGGGUUUGGAUCGGUCUGCUCUUCCUCGGGCCCGUAUUGGGAUCGCUCUCGUUCCAGUGGUAUAUUUACACCGCGACCCUCAUCUCGACUCGGGCUCGUGCAAUCAUAAUUCAGCUUGUGUUCAACCACGCACUGCGCAUCCGCAUGAAGACUGACGAUAAAGGCGAGCAGCGUGAGGCUGCGGCUGCUCCAACGCAGCAGGUCACGGCGGGGUCGUCCAUGACUAUAUCGCCCAGCGAGCACCCCGAUGAUGCCACUCUGAGUGGCACACCGGAGGGCAUCGACGCAGCUGCGGCAAUUAGCGAUGCUCUUCCAAAGUCGCCGACUGCGGACGCGAAUGGCGAAGCUGCAAAGGGAGGCGUGAAUCUCGUGGGCAAGAUCAACAACCUUGUCACGAUGGACCUCGACAAUGUCGACUCGGGGAGAGACUUCCCGUUCGUCCUCGUCGAGAUACCGUUGCAGCUUGUACUCUGCACGUGGUUCCUGUACUCCCUAUUAGGCUGGAGCGCUCUCGCGGGGAUGGUCGCAAUGUCCGUCAUGCUGCCCAUUCCAGGAUACUUGGCGACGUUCCUCCAAGCACUACAGGUUGAGAAGAUGAAGAGGUCCGACGCGCGGGUCCAGAGAGUCACUGAGAUGCUGGGUGUCAUCCGCAUGAUCAAGGUAUUCGGCUGGGAACCGCGUACAGCACAGCAGCUAGCAGAGAAGCGCGCCGAGGAGCUCAAAUACCAGAGGAAGUCAAAGUUCCUCCAAUUCUUUACCCAUUAUCUGAACCAGAUCAUACCGGUAGUCACUAUGCUCAUUACGUUUGGCUUGUUCUCUCUGAAAAAUGAGGUACGCGAAAUCUUCAGCAUGGUGCCCCGUAUCAUACAAGCCAAGGUGUCUCUAGAUCGCAUCAACGGGUUCCUCCACGAGACGGAACUGCUCGAUCAAUUCUCGCCAAGCGGCUCCGCGGCCACCUCAGUGUCAGUGAAUGUUCCCGAUGAGCACCAUGCCACAAUCGGUUUCCGAAGCGCAGCGUUUACUUGGAACAACGCAAGCAAUGACACAGAGGCGCCCAGUCCGCACCAGCGGAACUUCACCCUGCGCGUGGAACAGGAAAUUACCUUCAAACGCGGCUGUAUCAAUCUCAUUGUCGGACCUACAGGGGCUGGCAAGACCUCCAUCUUGAUGGCGCUUCUGGGUGAGAUGCACUACAUCCCCAUGACCCCCGACUCCUGGUUCAACCUUCCUCGCGGCGGUGGCGUAGCGUAUGCUGCGCAAGAGUCUUGGGUCCAAAACGAGACCAUCAGAGCUCGUAUAACAUUGGCUCGUGCCGUAUAUUCUUCCGCAGAGAUCCUCCUCCUCGACGACGUUUUGGCAGCCCUCGACGUGCAUACAGCGAAGUGGAUCAUCGGUAAAUGUUUCAAAGGCGACCUUAUCCGCGGACGCACGACGCACAACGUCGCCUUGGCCAGUCCCAUAGCUGACCUUGUGGUUUCCCUUGGCUCAGAUGGCAAGAUUCAUAGUCAUAGUACUAUUACUAGUGCCUUGGAGGACGAUGCUGCUUUACUAUCCGAGUUCGUCGAACAGGUUAAAGAAGAGGAGGAGCUUGACGAAGUCGUCGACGAGCCAUCUGCGGUGUCCGAUAAGCCAACAGGCACCCUGAUCGUUGCAGAGGAGCUCGAAGUGGGCCACGUUGGCUGGCCGGCUUUGAAGCUCUAUCUUGGCGGCCUUGGAGGGCAGCACCCGAUCCUGUUCUGGACAAUAUGCAUCGGUUUCUACAUUCUAUUAGAGCUCACGACGACCUCCCAAGUUUGGUUCUUGGGCCUUUGGGCUAGACAAUACGAGGAGCUGCCUGCUCGAGAAGUCUCAGUCUCAUAUUGUCUUUUUGUCAUUUUCGUUCGGCCUAUUCUUGCUGGGGACUAUCAGAGCCUCGCGUAUCAUUCACAAUACACUCGUAUCCUCCAUUCUGAGCACUACUCUUGGAUAUCCUCCCCAGUCGACGACCCUAUCCCCAAUUACUUGUAUUGGAUUAUGGAGGUCACGAUAUACAUGCUCACAAAACUCGGCGCCGUUGUUAUGAUAACGCCUGUCUUCCUCGGCCCUGGCGCACUCGUAGCGCUCUUGGGUGGUAUCUGCGGCCAGAUGUAUCUCAAGGCUCAGCUGGCCGUGAAGCGUGAGAUGAGCAAUGCAGAAGCCCCCGUCCUAGGGCAUUUCGGCGCUGCCAUUUCAGGCUUGGGGCGUACGGUGCGCAAGACGCAUUACGCCAGGAAGCCUAUCGUCGGAUCGACAAAUGGACAAGGGCUGCCAGGACCCUAUACGGUCUCAACGAAUAUUUUAGGCGCGAUUUUCUCAACCGGCCUCGCCACCUACUUCAUCUAUGGCCGCACAAUCGACGCAUCCGAUGCGGGCUUCUCCUUGAACAUGGCAGUCACCUUCAGUGGUAGCAUCAUCUGGUGGAUGAGACUAUUCAACGAAUUUGAGGUUUCCAGACACCCUCCCCCGUAUCUUAAAGUCGCCGUUAGCCUGGAGCGCAUUCAACAAUAUUUGGUCAUUGAACACGAGCCAAAGUCCACCGCCUCUGGUGUUCCUCCAGCAUACUGGCCCGCAAGCGGUGACUUACGGGUGGAAAAGCUGUCAGCCAAGUACUCACCGUCCGGUCCCCGUGUCCUUCAUGAAAUCUCGUUCGAGAUCAAAGCAGGAGAGCGUAUCGGGAUAGGUCUGUGCUAG